AUGCUAGCCGCCGCAGUUCGGAAGAGCGAGCCGGCUGAACAAUUCGCCGAGCUGCUGUCUCCCUUUGCCUUCCUCGCUGCAGUCUCGUCUGCAGAAAAGACGCAAGCGAGACGUGACGUUCCUGCGUGGCCUCCCGACAAUGUCCAGGAGCUGGGACGUGCAACGCUUGGUUCGGUUAGCACUUUCGCUACCAUGCGCUGGUCUUGGUGGCUGUCACACCAGCUUGCACUGUCGUGGCCUGACCAUGCCACCCGAAUCGAUCUGUCUGGUCUAGUUCAUGGAAAGCGCGCAUUCAACAAAGCGCCGGGACCCCUUGUCGAAAUGAAAGGGAAGUUUGCGGCGACUCAAAAGGGCAAACUGGCAGAGGGCUUGGAAACGUGCAGAUCGCUCUUCUUGUCGGAGUCGCAAAAUUCGCAGAUUCGAAAAAGCAAGGUCCAACUCGCCGACGCGGAUGGACGAAGCCUGCACGCCAAGCACUCUGCCACAACUUCAUCUCGACGCUGCCCACUUCGCACCGGCCUCCCUCGCGCAUCAGGCCCCACCAUCCCCAUCUGUCCGGUCCACUGGACGUGCUUUGCCGCUGGGGCGUGUGCCGCUAUCGAGCCGGAGGAGCCCAAGGUACCGCACGGUGGAUUCGUGCAACUCAUUGCGACGCCUGCGCAGGCGCCUCGAAGCAUCCUUAAAAAGUCGUCUUCAGAACCUUCCUCGCCGAGCUCGUCAUCACCUCCACUCAGCCCACGGCCAACCAUGUCGUCCGUCAGCUAUGCAGAAUACCAGCCGCACCAGUGGUCCGUCGCUGGCAUCACCCGGGCCCAGUCGAGUAACUCUUCGACCUCCUCGGCCUCUUCGUCGGCGCCGGGUAACAGGCUGACUGUCACCUUGCUGUACACGCCCACCGACACGCUCUUUGCGUGGCCGUUCAACAUGUCUUCGCCAGGAGCGAGAGGGGUGUGCUACGAGACGCUGUACAGCGACAAGGAGACGGGCGCCGUUCGCAGACCGCCCGAGGGAGCCAUGAGCACGAGCCUGCGCGUGCUGGCCGACGUGAUCCGAUGCUGGAUCCGCAUCCGACGCGAUCGGUCCAGCGUCUCGCGCGCAGGAGGCGCCGAUGCCGCCUAUGCGAGCGCGUCCGCUUCGCCUACAUCGUCGAUCGAUGCUCUAGUUGACAACGACGAGGUGGUGGAUCAAAUCAUUGAAGACCUUGGCAUGGCGCAACUCACCCCAUUCGAACGCUCAAUCCAUCUGCUGCGCCAAGUUCUUCCGGACCAGCUUUCGGAAGAGCCGACGUCGCCAACCCGGGCACCGUCCGAGGCGGGCAGUUCGCAGGUAUCGGACGACGACCGAGACUCGCGCCAUCGCAGUGACUCUGCAUCGAGCCGCGCCAGCACACUCGAGUCCACAGCUGACGAGGUGGCACCGGCCCAAAAGGCGUCGCCCAACUGUCCACCCAAGCUCACCAUCGCCCUGCCAAAGUCACAGCAGGGUUCGCCCAAGGCAGAGGUGCCGCAGAUCAAGCUCGUCGAGGCUACACCCCAGGAGGGCGAGUACGAGGAGCGAGACCGCGCGCUUGAGAGGGCUGCGUUGGCGAGGAGCCGCAAGAACAGUCCCGGUGGCAUGCAAACGGUGCUCGAGGCCGAGGACGAGGACAAGGCCGCCACCGAGGUUGACGAAGAGGGAGCCGUCACCUACAUUGAGGUCGUCCCUGUCGACCCGCCGUCACCGUCGAUCAAGUCGCAACCAGCCUCACCAGGCAAGCCCAAAGUCACAUUUCGAGACCCUUUCAAAAGCAUCCAGCCCGGCCAGACCGAGCCGGCGGCGUUGCAGUCCGACGAGCCAGCAUCCCCAAGCAAGAGCGCCGUGGUGCGGGAGGAAGAGACGAGGAGCGUGACUUAUUUGGUGAUUUUCGGUGUCGCUUUUUCCGAUGGAGUGCUGCAGGGUGCUGCAGGUGUUGUGCAUUGUGCAGUGAGCGGCUUUUUGAAGCUGACUUUGAAUCCUCACACCAUCAUUGCCAACGCCAUGACCGACUUCGAAAAGACUAGCAGCAGCAACUCGACGGGCACCCAGCCUCUGUCGGUGGGAGAUGAUCGGCUGGCGUCCGACAGCAACUUUGCGAGCCGGCAGGUCGAGACGGGCGAGACGAUCGACCAGGGCGGCUAUGGGCUGUCGGCCUCCGGUGGGGACCAGUUUGCCAGAGAGAACCAGACCGGCCAAGGCUUCUCUUCGACGCAGCAGCAGCGAGACAGCAGCGGCGGCCAGUUUCAGCCAAGCGUCCAAGACUCGAUCGGCAACACCGAGUAUCGCGCCGAUGCACCCACUGAUCCCGACACACGCGAGGGGCCGCUGCACGACUACUCCACUUCGCUGGGCACAGCUCGGAUGGCCAACGCCGGCCCGGAAGACGAGGCUCCUGCCUCCACAGCCACUCGUCUCGCCUCACCUGGCCUCGACUCGACGCUCGUACUCACCUUUGCCACGCACACCAUCUCUGCUCGUCUCGCCUCAUCCUAA
This is a messenger RNA of Moesziomyces aphidis, 2508 nucleotides long. The record is from the annotation of a GenBank genome assembly. NCBI's taxonomy places the organism in Eukaryota, Fungi, Basidiomycota, Ustilaginomycetes, Ustilaginales, Ustilaginaceae.